Oncorhynchus gorbuscha (pink salmon) is the source of this 2043-nucleotide messenger RNA. RefSeq names its product inhibitory synaptic factor 2A-like. Gene Ontology annotation, cellular component: postsynaptic density. NCBI's taxonomy places the organism in Eukaryota, Metazoa, Chordata, Actinopteri, Salmoniformes, Salmonidae. The coding region runs from base 447 to 1883 and encodes 478 amino acids. The record is from RefSeq and is a predicted model, not a curated record. The transcript is spliced from 4 exons. Gene Ontology annotation, biological process: inhibitory postsynaptic potential.
CUCUCUCUCUCUCUCUCUCUCUCUCUCUCUCUCUCUCUCUUUCUCUCACUCACUCACACUCCCAAAUGCACAGGGAUUGCAGCAGCGUGAGAUGGAGAUCUCCACUGCGUGUGUGAGUGCCUAUUGCCGGUGAGUGCAGGAACGGCAGCAGUGUCAGUGGUGCUUGAGUGAGGGGAAAGAGAGAGAGAGAGAGAGGCAGAGAGAGGGAGAGAAGUGGGGGAUAUCAUUGUGGAUCUUACGGGUUUAGAGGCUUUUUUCUUUCUUUCUCACUGCUAUCCUGAACCUUGGCUGAUGUGCCACAACUAUUGCAGCCGUCACUGCAGCGGUCCCCUCUCCUCUCUCUGGACAGAGCUCUCUAUGCCACUCAAUGAAUGGAUAUGCACCGGCUCAGUGGGAGAUCUCUGCUUUGUUGUCCUUUGAAUCACUGAUUUGUUUCUCACGAAACCAUGGUGAGCAAGGAAAACAGCAAGGUCGUGCUAUCCAACUCAGAGUCCGAUUCAGAGGCAGGCCCGUCACAAAGCCUGGAGGUGCAGUACGGUCCUGACGGCAAACAGCAGGUGAAGAAGAGGAACAAAGCCUUACAAGUCCGCUUCAAGGACAUAUGUGACGCCCAGAAGGAGCAGCGGGCAGGGGGGCGAGGAGCCCGGUCCAUUUCCUGUAAAGUGGCUUACAGGAAGUACAUGACGAUGCCUGCGCGGCGCUCCAUCCCCAAUGUGACUAAGAGCACAGGUGUCCAGACGUCACCGGACCUUACGAAACACUACCAGACUUUCCCCUUCGAGCGAAAGAAAGGACACACGAUCAAACACACGGCCUUGGUGGAGGACUACAAGGGCCAGAACAACGGGUUUUUGAGUGACUUGAAAGGGCAGGAGGAGGCGCUCGGUUUAGAGGAGUGCUCGUCUUCUCAGGGUGCAGGGAAGCAUGUGCGGCAGACGCAAGCACUGCUCCACCACACGGACGACAGCAGUGGCACAGAGGAUCUGUUAUCCAUUGCCAACUGUGUAGAUGGGCGUGCGUGCCCGGACUCCUCUCGCAUCACAAAGGACACAGAAUGCUUUGCAAACGACCCAACUCCCAGGGGAGAGCCAGAGAACCCUGCCUAUGGCGCGAGUAACAAACACAAAGGAUUAUCCAAAGCGGACACAAUGGGUGCCAACCCUUCUGCCAAGCGCCAGCUGGCCAACUGUGAGGAACCCUUACAGGACACAAGGUCAAAGGUCACAAGUCCAGUUGCCUGGAACUCCCUGACGCAAGUGGAAGGUCUAGGCCUAGGGAGUCCGUCGGUGCGCUGCAAACGCAAAAAGGCCAUGCAGCCCAAUGGACAACAGUCCCAGACACUGCCCCACCCCCACAGUGCUGGCUGCUCUGUAGCUAGGGUGAAGGCACAUCAGUGCCGAUCAGGGACCUUACCAACCCCAAUGAAACCCCAACCGGGCCUGGACAGCCAGGCUUGCCCCCCAGGACGGCAGGGUGCCUGCAAGGAGAUAGUGCCCUUAGCUGGGAACGGGGAUAUUAAAGAAAAGCUCCAGGCCAUGGAAAACCUCAUCAGCUCCAGUCAGGAGACCAUCAAAGUCUUACUGGGGGUCAUCCAAGAGCUGGAGAAGGGCGAGGCUCAGAGAGAAGGGCUUUCCUACCGAACAGGACAGGACACAGCCAACUGCGACACGUGUCGAAACAGUGCCUGCAUCAUUUAUAGUGUGGAGCUGGACUUCAAGCAGCAGGAGGACAAAUUACAGCCCCUGAUUAAGAGACUGUGCCCCUUGGACGACCCUCAAUACCCUGCUCUGCCUUACCCCCACGAGGUGUUCACCUCAACCCCCAAACGCAAGUCCAAGACAGAGUCCAAAAAGCAUGGUCGCUGGAAACUCUGGUUCCUAUAAUUUAGGGAACACUUUGGAUUUUGGAAUGGCCUUUUGGAUCAGUUUUUACCCAUUUACUAUCUUCUCUCAAAGGGAUUUAUCAGAACAUAUUUUUUGCUCCAGAGGACAGAUAACCAGAUACCAAUAAACCAUCUACAGUAUAUCAGGAUUCUGAGUUGGA